Fimicolochytrium jonesii is the source of this 1991-nucleotide messenger RNA. RefSeq names its product delta-6 fatty acid desaturase. Gene Ontology annotation, molecular function: heme binding; oxidoreductase activity, acting on paired donors, with oxidation of a pair of donors resulting in the reduction of molecular oxygen to two molecules of water. The coding region runs from base 161 to 1606 and encodes 481 amino acids. Gene Ontology annotation, cellular component: membrane. The transcript has a single exon. Gene Ontology annotation, biological process: lipid metabolic process. NCBI's taxonomy places the organism in Eukaryota, Fungi, Chytridiomycota, Chytridiomycetes, Spizellomycetales, Powellomycetaceae. The record is from RefSeq and is a predicted model, not a curated record.
AUUGGUUUCACAGCGCUCUCGAGGUCAGUAAUUGCGGUGUCUCGGCUUGCGACCUACCGCGAGGGUGAAUGUCCUCUUGCUUACCAGCCUCCUCGUUUCAAUUGCCGUGCUUACUAUCAGCGUAUCGAUACCCUCGAAGUCUUCUCGAUCUUUGCCCAGUAUGGAAGAGCCCCGUCUUAUCAAGCGUCAUGACUCGAAGCUCCACCUCGCCGACUCGGGCAGUGACCGCUCCCGAAGUGUAUCUCCACCACCAAAGGUCAUCACUAAGCGUGCCGUCGACGAGCGUGUAGCCAACGGUGAAACCCUUGUUAUUUACGAAGGCAAAGUCUACAAUGCUACACCAUUCCUGAAGUUCCACCCGGGAGGCGAACUCGUUGUGAAGCACAUGGCCGGCUGCGACGCCACGGAUGAAAUCAACGGCCUGCACCCUCGAUGGGUGAUUGAUGAACGUCUCCCCCGGUACUUUGUUGGGGAGCUCGUUACCGAACCACCGACCGACGAAGAAAAGGUUGUGCUGAAGGAGAAGGAACGCAUCCGCGUAGCUUACAAGAAACUGGAACACAAGAUCAAAGCUGCCGGCUUGUUCGAGACGAACAUGUGGUACUAUGUUGCGCAUGCUAUCCAGUAUGCCACAUGCUGGACUUCAUCAGUGUUACUGAUCGUCUACGGCAGCCAGUGGUGGCACUACGCCCUAAGUGCCUUGUUCAUGGGCUCUUUCUGGCAUCAGACUGCCUUCACCGCCCACGACGCUGGUCACAACGGCAUUACGCACGAUCGUGAGACCGACGCGAGGAUCGGUGUUUUCCUUGGCGAUUUCUGUGGUGGUCUAUCGAUUGGUUGGUGGAAGAAGAGUCAUUAUGUGCACCAUAUCGCCACCAACCACCCCGAGCACGAUCCGGAUAUCCAGCAACUUCCGUUCUUCGCCCUCUCGAAGCGCUUCCUUAACGACGUUUACUCGUCCUACUACAACAGGACGAUUGUCUUCGACGACGUUGCAAAGUUGCUGAUCCCCUUCCAACAUCUUUACUACUACAUCGUGCUGCUCUUUGGACGCUUCCUCCUUUACUUCCUCUCGUGGCAGUUCCUCUUCACCGAGCCCAACUACAAGAAGCGGUCCACCGAGAUGAUUUUGAUGGCUUCCUACUUCACCUGGCUCGGCACCGUUGUAUACCAGAUACCCGGUAUCCGCUACAAACUCAUGUGGAUCCUCAUUUCGCACAUGAGUACCGUAUUCCUCCACAUCCAGAUCAACAUGUCUCACUUUUCGAUGUCCUUCGAGGACCUCGGCAAGGACGAAACCUUCCCUGCGAAGAUGUUGCGCACAACAAUGGAUGUCGAGUGCCCGUGGUACUUGGACUGGUUCCACGGGGGGCUUCAAUACCAAGCCAUCCACCAUCUCUUCCCUCGCGUCCCAAGGCACAACCUACGAAAGUGCAUUCCGUACGUCAAGGAGUUCUCGGCGGAGACGGGUAUCAAGUACGUCACGCACCACUUCGCGCAAGCAAGCGAGAACGCCCGGUUAUCAUUGAAGAACGUGGCGGACCACGUUGCGUUGAUGGGCAGGGUGGCUCAUGCCGAGGCUAUCUCGGGCCACAUCCACAUGUGAACAUCUUUUAUCGACACAUUGACAAAAACUUAAGAGAAAGAAAGAGCAAGAGAGAGCUCGGAGAAGUGGAAGACAUAAUCCUUUUAGAGACUUCGUGUAUUUAAGAAGAAGUGACGGGAGCUAGUGGCCUUCCAUUUGUAUCUCGAAGACCAUCUCGACACUGGAUAUCUGACCUAUAUUUUGAAUUCAUUCGCAUCGUUCGCAACAAGCUCUUCCUGUGCCAUUUUGAUACGAACUGCGAGGCCUGACGGAACUAGCAACUCCAGCUCCAUAUGAGGACGCGUGAGGCGCGAUUUGACCGUCUUCCUCUCACGGAGACGAGGAUGCCGACUGUGGUGAAUACAAAUAUAUUAAUAGCUCGGCAUCAGCCUGUAUUGUAUAUGAG